Molecule: messenger RNA, 2080 nt
Organism: Portunus trituberculatus (swimming crab)
Lineage: Eukaryota; Metazoa; Arthropoda; Malacostraca; Decapoda; Portunidae
Product: inhibin beta B chain-like
Exons: 5
Coding region: 37-1224 (395 amino acids)
Biological process (GO): SMAD protein signal transduction
Cellular component (GO): extracellular region
Molecular function (GO): growth factor activity; cytokine activity
Source: RefSeq, a predicted model, not a curated record
CAGGCCACCACUCACUCUGAUGAUCGUGAGAGGUUGAUGGUGCCCAGCCAGACUCGUAUUCUACCCGCCAGUAUGACUGUCAAUCUCCGACUGCUACCUGUGUUAGCUGGGCCCCUUGCGCUCAUGCUUCUUGCCGUGCCUGGUGCUGGUGGUAUGAUUCCCCCACUCUCUAUGAUUCAUAAUGUAGACAAUAUUCGGAUCAACGAGAUUGGUUCUAGAGAAGUUACAUCAGCAAGUCCAGAAGGAAGCACUGUCAGCUCAAGACAGCAUCGGUUCUACAGUCCCGAAAGAAUCAAAGAACGCAUUCUGGCAAAAUUACAACUUUCCGAAGAGCCACGAUUUCAUCAGCCCUUGGAAAAGUUACCAGAUAUUAUAAGAGAGGGAACGUCACAGGUGAUAUUACCGCAGCAACCUCCCUCUACCCAAGCUCCACCCACACCUGAAAAGUCAUCAAUCAUCCUUGCCUCGCAAAGAAUGCCCUGCCGCGGCCGAAGAGGCGUCCUCUGUCUUCACUUCACGCUGAGGGAUUCCAUGAUACAUGAUGUCACCACCAGCACGCUUUGGUUCUGGAAAACUAAGGACCAAAGACAGACUGAGAAUAUAUUUUACAUAAAUGAGGGGAACCCGCGAGGCAAUAGAACACUGCUGGCCAAGGCAUCUGUGACUGAGACAUUAGAUGGAUGGGUGAAGGUCGACAUUGGUGUUGCUAUGCAAAGAUGGAUGCGGAAGGAAUCUCAGGAAGUGAACCUAAAUGUAUGGUGCAGCACCUGCAGCCGCCAUGCCCUUACAUCGAAUAUCGCUGAUCGCACUCCUUUUAUUGUCAUUGCUGCAAUGGAGACAAAUAUCCACCAGCGACGAUCCAUAGAGCAGGAGUGUUCGGGACAAGAUGGGGAUCGCUGCUGCCGGCAGGCGAUAGACAUAAACAGCGCAGAGAUGGGCUGGGAUUAUUGGCUUAUUAGUCCAAGUAAUUUCACCUUUUAUUACUGCAACGGUUCUUGCCCCGCUUAUCCCCCUAUUGACGAAACCUUUGACGGCACGGAGUACAGCAAAAUCAAAACGAGACUCAUACAGGUUGGCAACCUUGACCCAAGAGACAAGCUGAAGCCCUGCUGUUCUCCUACUUCCUACAAGCAAAUGGACCUCCUGUUUUACUCGGGGACGAGGGAAAUUCGCCACAGAAGAGUAACCGACCUGCUAGUAAGCUCUUGUGGCUGCCGCGACUGAUCAAUUGUUUAGUGUUUACAAAGAUUUUGAUGUAAUAAGAAGUGAUUGAUUCCUUAAUCAGUAUUAGAAUGUUUGAAUUACCAAUUUCCUUAACUUUACAUAUUGAAAAUCAUCAAAAUUAUGGUUGCAAUCAACGAGUACUUCAGAUUCUACCUCUAGAAAGACAUUUGAAUGUAAUUCCUUAAUGAAUUAGAUUAGCCAUGAAUUGCAUUUAGUGAGCUGUGAUUGUUCCAUAUGCUCCGGUGCUUGAAUCUCACUUUAUCAUCAUGAUGACCGUCUGCAAAUCUCCACUUCUGUUAGAUUAAGUUAUUACUUUAUUAUUUAUUUUUCCCUUAAUUUUACGUAUUCUAAGGCUUGAUGAAAUCACUGUCAUUGUCAUUGCAAUUUGUCUGCCAUUGUCCAGUGUACUUGACGCAUCUCAGGCACUAACUUUAUAAUGGGUGGAAAAUGGAAUAAUUAGGUUAAGCAUCACUCGAUAUGGCAUAAGAUUCAUUACCAAGCGCAACAUUCACUCAUCCCACCACUCUCCACGCUUCUAUUGGCUAAAUUGGCUGCCUGCUUCCUAAAAUUAUUUUUUAUGAGAUUUUUUUCUCUUUUUGAUUAGCUACAUGACAUUACAAAUCAGUUUCAGUGAGAACUGCAGCUGACAAAUUUAUGAUUCUACGUACUACCACCACCACCACACACACACACACACACACACACACAGGAAGCUAAUGUGUUUGGAAAACAUGACAGCAACAGCUGGUGCAAGCAGACCACACAUCGUUCAAUUUUUGUAUAUAUUACCUUUUUUUUGUGUGUUCAUUGUGUGUUUUGUACAAUAUCUAUUAAAAUAAAAUUUCAUAUUGAUGUG